AUUUGAAAUCUAUUCCGCUGGAAGCGACUGCCCUCUUCAUUACCGUGCUAUCUCCCAAACGGAACGUUGCUGAUCUCUAACAUGUUUUAAAAUAUGACGAAAAUGCGCGUAAACUGUAUCGCUUUUGUUAUAUCUGUGCUAAUAUGUUGCCACCAUUCAUAUUUGAUCCGAAACACACCAGAUACAGACAAAUUUGCUGAAAGCGAGUCGGUAUUGGACCCACAUGGGGAACUCCUUCUCAAAUGGAGGGUUGACUACUCCGCGCGCAGGAUACUUUUCCAAUUGUCAUUAUCAGAGAAAGCCCCGUCUUCUAACUGGUUCGCCUUGGGGUUCUCGGACCGGGGCGAGUUGGAGAAUGCUGAUGUGUGCCUCCUCUGGACUGACUAUAGGGGCCACGAUCACUUUGAGGAUAUGCAUUCGGACAAAAUCGGGAAUUUAAUUAGAGAUAACAAACAACACUGCGAGGGAUUUCAACUGGACAGCAAAACUAGGAGCGUCUUCUUUGAGCGAAACUUCGAUACAUGCGAUCCUGACGACUAUAUAAUCGAGGACGGUACAGUCCACGUAGUAUGGGCGCGUGGUGACGACAAGCUAUUCUCAUCUCAAGGGCUCUGCUUGACGUGCACAACGCCACAGAACCAUGGCUUCAUCAGGGUCCGCCUGCUGACGCCGCCCGGCCGCAGGAAAGCCGAAGGUCACGAACUGCGCUUCACGAACAAAAACUUGAAAGUGCCCAGCGAUGACACUACCUAUUGGUGCAAGGUCAUCAAGUUACCGGACUAUAUCACACAAACCCCUCAUCAUAUUAUUCAGUUCCAAUCAACGAUCACAAGAGGGAACGAGGGGUUAGUGCAUCACAUGGAGCUGUUUUACUGCGACACAGAUCCAAAGAAGGAAAUCCCGUUGUAUGAAGGGAACUGCUUCGCCCCAGAAAGGCCAGAAAUCACCAAGACUUGUUCAAAGGUGAAGUCAGCGUGGGCGAUGGGGGCGCCACCGUUCACGUACCCGGAGGAGGCGGGGCUGCCGCUCGGCGGACCUGACAAGAACAAGUUCGUCAUGCUGGAAGUCCACUACAACAAUCCUGAAAUGAAAAAAGAUUGGGUGGACAGUUCGGGCAUUGUAGUGCAUGUGACAUCUAACAAGCGCCGCUAUGAUGCCGCUAUCAUGGAGUUGGGAUUGGAGUAUACUGACAAGAUGGCAAUACCGGCCGGCCAAAAGGCUUUCCCAUUGACCGGAUAUUGCAUACCGCAGUGCACUGGAGUGGGUCUGCCCGAGCUGGGCGUGGUGGUGUUCGGCAGCCAGCUGCACGCGCACCUGAGCGGCGCCGCGGCGUGGACGCGGCACGCGCGGCGCGGCGCUGAGCUGCCGCCUCUCAACAUCGACCUGCAUUACUCCACGCACUUCCAGGAGAUCAGGCUCCUACAUCGCCCGGUCACUGUGUUGCCGGGCGACUACCUAGAAACGACAUGCAUUUACAAUACGGUCGAUCGGGUAAACGUCACGGUAGGCGGACACGCCAUCACGGACGAGAUGUGCGUCAACUAUCUGCACUACUUCCCCGCCUCCGACCUCGAGGUCUGCAAGAGUGCGGUGUCCAACACCGCGCUUGAAAAUUACUUCAAAUUCGAGAAAAAAUGGGAUAACAUAAACAUCUCAUACACUUCCCCUCCCCGAGCGAAUUAUUUGGCUAUCCACCCUUGGACACCGUUGAGAGUUAAAUCGUUACAUUCGCUGUACGUCGAGUCUCCUAUCUCUAUGCAAUGUAACAAAUCGGAUGGCAAUCGAUUUCAGGGAAAUUGGGAAGGAUUGCCCAUUCCAAAAAUACGGGUUCCUUUACCGCCCGCGCCAAGGUUGUGCCCAAACAGUGGGCACGAAAAUUAUUAAAUUAAUGCAAAAAACAUACAUAAUCUAAUUUCACUAGUUUUAUAGUAAGGCUUCACUUACGAGUUGUCACGAAGUAGCGAUGUAGCCUUGGCUAUUAAUAAUAAUUCGAUAAAUUAUUGAUAUAUAAAUUAUUGAAAUUAUUGAUAAUUAUUGAAUUAUCGAUAUUGCUACCUCUUUCGCUUGCUACGAAAACGAAAAGGUGCGCGACAGUUCGCGAGUAAGUCGCAGCAUUAGUGGAAACAAAUAUUUAAUAAACUUCAAGAUGCAGUCAGUAUUGUUACUCUCUAUAAAGUAGAAUAUAAAAUUAAAAAUCAAAGCAUCAAAUGCUGCCAUCUAAAUAAAAGUCCAAAUUUACUUUUAUUUACGUUUAGUUAUUUUAUUUGUAUCGUUUUUUAUCUAUAGUUUGUGGUAAUUAAUUUGUGCAAUAAUGAAUUAUUGUAUUGUAUAGUUAUUUAUUACGUAAUUAUGUUAACUGUAAUAAUAAGCCUAAUUUUUGUGAUAAAAUUAGAAUAAUUAUGCAACUAUAUAAGUGAAAAGUCUCAUUUAUUGCGUAGACAUCAUAAAGUUUUAAAUAAAUAAACCUAUAUCUUCAAAAUUGAGGUACUUAUUUCAACUUUUAUUUCCAAUUUUGGAUCAACCGGCAUAACGCCAAUGAAUAGUGUUAUCUGUGACAUAGCGUCAUACAGGUCCUUCGUGUACACUGAAUCCUAUUCUCCAACUGACACAGAUCAUUCAUUCAGUAUGCAAAGUGCAAAACGUUUCCUAAGGACUUGCUACAAAAACUUAGCCUCAGUUGUGUACUAGUAGACUGGUGCCACUGUCUAUAUGUUCUACGUAUAUACUACAUCAGUACAUAUUGUAUGUGCCAGCUACGUAGAGCCAAUGUGAAAGAGAUAAUACGGCACAGCCGUGCCCGUGCUGUAUUAUCUCUCUUAGUCUGGUAUUAUACCGCAAUAUUUAGCAUAGUUUCUAGCAGCUGCAAACGACUGGGUAGCAAUGUUUAUAUCAAAAGGAUCGGACCCGUUCGCGAGCCCCGCGUUUGAAUCUAUGAAAAGGAUAAUACUACCUAC
This is a messenger RNA of Plodia interpunctella (Indianmeal moth), 2954 nucleotides long. It is a transcript of the gene Tbh, whose product is annotated as Tyramine beta hydroxylase. Gene Ontology annotation, biological process: norepinephrine biosynthetic process; dopamine catabolic process; octopamine biosynthetic process. The record is from RefSeq and is a predicted model, not a curated record. Gene Ontology annotation, cellular component: secretory granule membrane. The coding region runs from base 94 to 1884 and encodes 596 amino acids. Gene Ontology annotation, molecular function: copper ion binding; dopamine beta-monooxygenase activity. The transcript is spliced from 11 exons. NCBI's taxonomy places the organism in Eukaryota, Metazoa, Arthropoda, Insecta, Lepidoptera, Pyralidae.